This is a messenger RNA of Monascus purpureus, 735 nucleotides long. The record is from the annotation of a GenBank genome assembly. Lineage: Eukaryota; Fungi; Ascomycota; Eurotiomycetes; Eurotiales; Aspergillaceae.
AUGUUCCAAAGAACGCCUACCGGGAUAACAAACACAAUAACCAAGGAGAUGUUCGACAUCACAUCCCGCCCUCUAAGUGAAGAUCCCAUGACAACCUGUGCACGCCUCAUCCAAGACGACUUAGCAAUCAUGAUCGAAAAGAAUGACGGCCAAUACUACCUGCUAGCAGGGGCAAUUCUCCUCGCCGGCUUCUGGAGACUAGAAGACAAAUUCGGCAUGCCGCUCUCGGAAAUCCAUACCUCCGGCGACGUUCCCCAGUACAAGGAAAAACUGGAGAAAGGGAUGAUGAAUUUCUUCCGACGCCUCAAACCCGAGGAUCCAGUAUUACGGAACAACUACUUCAUCCAGGUCGACGAUAACCUGGCCUGGUCGCAUAGCAUUGGACCGGAAGAUUCCCCAGAUGUCUCCUGGAGCACUGCAGAGAAGGACAAAGCCAUUACGCAUCACUAUUUUCGGUCAGAAAGGCAGAGUCUGCGCCGUCUACCCAGGUCCGGAGGUGUGGUGUUUACCAUUCGUACGUAUUUCGAGCCCAUCACGGCGAUUUCCGAGGAGCCGUACGUGCCUGGGAGGCUGGCAUCGGCCAUUAGAAGCUGGGGGGAUGAUGUGUCCGUUUACAAGGGGAAGGAGAAGUACGAGAGGGUCUUGUUGGAAUAUUUGGACCAGAAGCAUGAGGAACAACUUGCUAACGGAUUGGAUCUGGAAAAGGAGGAGGAAGAAAGGAAGUAUCCUUUUUGA